Sugiyamaella lignohabitans is the source of this 867-nucleotide messenger RNA. RefSeq names its product inositol monophosphate 1-phosphatase INM2 (gene INM2). NCBI's taxonomy places the organism in Eukaryota, Fungi, Ascomycota, Dipodascomycetes, Dipodascales, Trichomonascaceae. The transcript has a single exon. Gene Ontology annotation, biological process: signal transduction; phosphatidylinositol phosphate biosynthetic process; inositol metabolic process. The record is from RefSeq and is a predicted model, not a curated record. Bases 1 to 867 code for a protein of 288 amino acids. Gene Ontology annotation, molecular function: inositol monophosphate 1-phosphatase activity.
AUGUCGUCUUCUAUUGAUCUGGUUCUUAUUAAGGAUACAUUGGUCCAAUUGGCCCAUGAAGCUGGUGAACUCAUCAGAUCUAAAAGUGGAAAUGUUACGUUUGAUGAUAAAAAGAAUGCUGUGGACCUGGUGACAGAAGUUGACAAGGCAGUCGAGGACCUUGUUUCUACUAAAUUAAGAGCUAGAUUCCCUUCAUACCAGUUUAUGGGCGAAGAAACAUAUGUUCCAGGAAAAACUGUGCUUACUGACGAGCCAACUUUUAUUGUGGACCCAAUUGAUGGCACCACCAACUUUAUUCAUUACUUUCCUUAUUCAUGCAUUUCUCUAGGGUUUGCAAUAGACAAGAAACCCGUCGUAGGAGUUGUUUACAAUCCAUUUUUAAACUUGCUAUACACAGGUGUCAAAGGUUCGGGGUCUUAUCUUAAUGAUGAGAAAUUGCCUCUUAGGAAUUCCUCGGCCAAGCCAUUAAGCUUACAAGGAGCACUUGUUGCAAUUGAGUGGGGUUCUGAGAGAACUGGCAAAAAUUUCGAAAUCAAAACUCAAACAUUUUCCUCUUUAGCGAAAGACAAGUCCGAAGGCGGUGCUUUUGCCCAUGGCUUCCGAAGUUUGGGUUCGGCAGCUAUGAACAUUUGCUCAGUUGCAGCGGGAAACUUGGACUGCUAUUGGGAGGGUGGAUGUUACGCUUGGGAUGUUUGUGCUGGCUGGAUCAUUCUCGAGGAAGCUGGUGGUAGAAUGUUUGGAGGCAAUUCCAACCAAUGGGAGACUGAAGUUGAUUCAAGAGUGUAUUUAGCAGUCCGAGGUGGACAUGGCCAGGAAGAAUUUGUGAAAGAUUUUUGGAGUCAUAUACCUGGUGAGUUGUCCUAUUAA